UCUAUUGCUUGAAUGGAGACUUGCAUUGAAUGUUGAAAAACGCGUUUCAAUGCAAACCAAUGGAAACCAAUGGAAAGGAAAUGAUUUCUCAAUUUUAGUCAAAAAAGUGUUUAUUUUUUAAUUAAUUAUUUCAUUAUUUAAACGUUUAAUCAUUAUUUCAUUUAUAUAUGAAUUGCAGUCAAACACACAAUUAUGUCAUGAUUUGCCGCAAGUCUUCAUUUCUCACACCCUUUUCGACACCAAAACUAUUGAUUAGAUUUUAAUGCAAUUAUCACCGAAAUGGGAAUCAACCGAAGGACUAACCUCUUGAACCUUAGGGAUCAGCCCAAGUUAAUUAAGGCGAUCCUUCGCAAUGACAAACCAGUGGUGAGUCGUCUGAUCUCAGACCAGGAAGAAGUGGAUAAAUGCGAUGUCGAGCGAAGAACUCCUCUGCAUUUGGCCGCAGCGUUGGGACUGACGGCGAUCGCAGAGCUGCUGCUGAGUGGAGGCGCGCGAGUGAACGCCAGAGACAACAAUUGGGUCAGUCCUGUGCACAGGGCGUGCAGGAACAACCACGAAGACGUCGUGUCACUCCUCUUGGCCAACGGCGCCGACGCCAACACCCGCGACCGCCAGUGGAUCACUCCCUUACACGUGUGCGCCGCCAACAAUGGUCUCGAGUGCGCGCGAGUCCUCUUACCCCACAUCAACUCCAUCGACGCC
Messenger RNA from Oppiella nova, 702 nucleotides. Lineage: Eukaryota; Metazoa; Arthropoda; Arachnida; Sarcoptiformes; Oppiidae. The record is from the annotation of a GenBank genome assembly.